CUUCAGAGCUUUUUCUGAAGAAGCUAGUUCCGAGGUGAAACAAGAAGUCUACAGUUUUGUCUUCAUUUUACUGUGCCGCUCUAGAGAAGGCAGAUACUCCUGACACAGUGGAUCUUACAAUGAAUGGUUUUGGACCAGAACAAGCUGAGAGGAUCACGUUGGACAUCCUGGAGAGGAAUAAACAGAAAAAUCUAGCUGAGCAGCUUAGAAACAAACUCAAGCAAGUCACAUUCAUCAACUUUGUUCUCUGGACCAGGAACAACUUCCUACAAUUUUCCUAUCCACUCACUCUGGAUCAAAACACAGCACAGAAAAACCUCAGUCUGUCUGAGAACAACACGAAGAUUAUUUGCACUGACACAGAGCAGCUGUAUCCUGAUCAUCCAGACAGAUUUGAUGUGCAUCCUCAGGUGUUGUGUAGUGAGAGUGUGUGUGGACGCUGUUACUGGGAGAUUGAGUGGAGUGGAGAUAGAGGUGUGUGUAUAUCAGUCUCAUAUAAGAGCAUCAGCAGGAAGAGACGGGGUGAUGAAUGUGUGUUUGGACGUAAUGAUCAGUCCUGGAGUUUGUUCUGCUCUUCCUCCAGAUACUCAUUCAGACACAAAAAGAUACGGACUGAACUCCCUGUAGAGUCCAUCAGCAGGAGAACAGGAGUGUAUGUGGAUCACAGCGCAGGAACUCUGUCCUUCUACAGCGUCUCUGACACAAUGAGACUCGUCCACACAGUCCAGACCACAUUCACUCAGCCGCUCUAUCCUGGGUUUACCAUUUAUAAAAGCUCAUCAGUGAACCUGCUGAUCAAUCAGAAUUGACUGUAGAGAGAAUAUAUGACAGAAAAAUGUGGAUCAGUAUUUCCCCAAAAGCCCAGGAAUGGUCCUCAAAUGUCUCGUUUUGUCCACAACUUAAAGAUAUUCAGUCACAGAGGAGAGAAGACACUAGAACAUAUUCACAUUUA
Carassius auratus (goldfish) is the source of this 952-nucleotide messenger RNA. RefSeq names its product stonustoxin subunit alpha-like. Bases 120 to 809 code for a protein of 229 amino acids. The transcript has 4 exons. Gene Ontology annotation, molecular function: protein binding. The record is from RefSeq and is a predicted model, not a curated record. Lineage: Eukaryota; Metazoa; Chordata; Actinopteri; Cypriniformes; Cyprinidae.